AUGGUCAAAGCAUUCUUAAAUCUCUGUCCACAGUCCAAGGCAUUCUUGGGCUGGAUAUGCUGGACUUGUAUUCUCAGGCUAGACAUUCUGAACAUUCUGAUUCUCAUCCAAAGCAUCCUUGGGCUGUGCAUUUCAGAUGCAACUCUUUCAGAUUGCCCCAUAGUGUCUCUGGAGAUGCCAGUUCCUUUCCAUGCUUAUUCAGACAUGCUUAUCGUGAUAUGUGAGAUGGUAAAGAUACAGACUUUCCUCAAGUGCUUAUCACCACCCAAUCGGCUGGACCAUAAAUCUCCAGGUCAUGAGAUAUUUAAGCUGUACAGUAUGCACCUAGCAGGCUACCUUCAGAGCACCAUGUCAGACUACAAACUUCUCACCCAUUACACCAAGGAUGCCUAUGCCAAAGAAGACCAAAUUUGUGACCAUCCAUCUUGCAUGGCUAAUAUUAGGACUGGAGAGCCAUGUUUUUAUGUUGCAACAAUUGAGCCAGGUCAAUGUGGGCGCUAUGUAGUAAAACCUUACAAUUGCAAGGCUGUGCCCCUCCUGAUCCAUGUACCAUACAACAAUCAGUGA
Molecule: messenger RNA, 567 nt
Organism: Suillus subaureus
Lineage: Eukaryota; Fungi; Basidiomycota; Agaricomycetes; Boletales; Suillaceae
Exons: 6
Coding region: 1-567 (188 amino acids)
Source: RefSeq, a predicted model, not a curated record